This is a messenger RNA of Necator americanus (New World hookworm), 318 nucleotides long. RefSeq lists its product as uncharacterized. Lineage: Eukaryota; Metazoa; Nematoda; Chromadorea; Rhabditida; Ancylostomatidae. The transcript has a single exon. The record is from RefSeq and is a predicted model, not a curated record. The coding region runs from base 1 to 318 and encodes 105 amino acids.
AUGGAGAGGCUCGACUGCUUGGAGAGGAAGCUGCUCAGACGGAUGCUUGGCUACUUUUGGCCGUUUGCAUGCCAUAACGAAGAGCUUUACUCGGGAGUGGACGUGAUGUACCGGAGGAUGACACGUGGAAAAUUUUUACAUUUUUCCCCGCCCUCUGAACUAGUCGCAGAAAAACGUCUUCGCUUUUUUGGCCACAUUAUAAGGAGACCAUCGGAUCGCCUUGUCCAAGUUGCCUUGAGAUCUGCUCCCAGACGGAGGAGGCCACCCGGACGUAAAACAAAGUUCUGGGCGAAAGUGGUGAAGCAAUUGGGAAGGUGA